Messenger RNA from Drechmeria coniospora, 846 nucleotides. RefSeq lists its product as uncharacterized. NCBI's taxonomy places the organism in Eukaryota, Fungi, Ascomycota, Sordariomycetes, Hypocreales, Ophiocordycipitaceae. Gene Ontology annotation, cellular component: mitochondrial crista junction; MICOS complex. The record is from RefSeq and is a predicted model, not a curated record. Bases 1 to 846 code for a protein of 281 amino acids. Gene Ontology annotation, biological process: cristae formation. The transcript has 2 exons.
AUGGGUUUCGCCACAGGCUUCACCGGCGGCGUCACGCUGACGCUCUCACUCGCCUACCUCUCCGUCCUCGCGCACCAGCGCAACCGCGAGCAGCAGAGCAGAUCCAUCCGUGCCCAGGCGCUCGUGCUGCAGAAUCUCGUCGACCCGAUCCCUCAACCGCUGCCACCUACACGCUCCGAAAUUGCUGCCGCGCAACGGACGGCGACGAUCGAGGUGGCCAAGGACCGAUGGAACGAGGAGGUCGGCAACGCCGUCCGGUGGGUGCAAGGCACCGACUGGGAUGAGGUCCGUGAAGGUAUGGAAGCGCGCAUUUCGGGGCUGUGGGCGGCGGCAUUUGGAGAGUCGGCGGAGGAUUCCGGAAAGGCUGAUGCAAAGCUCGAGCGGGUGGCGAGAAGGACAGAAGGUGCCGGCAAGGAUACCGGCAGAACCGUUGCGACGGCGGCGAAGGGUGCCUUGGAAGGAGCAAAAGAGAGGGCCGAAGGAUUCAGGUCUACGCUCGAGGACAAGGCGCUCGAGGCACGACUCAGCGGCAAAAGCCAGAUCUCCAACGUGUCGACCGAGGUGAAGGAGAAGGCAGUCGAGACGCAGGGCAUCAUCUCAUCGACACUCGAAAAGGGACGAGACAUGGUGGGCAAGGUCAAGACUGCUGUAGGCAUCGCCACAGGCGUUGCUGAAGUCAAGACGACAUCGGCAACGAAGGAGAAUGCUGCGUCUCCAGUCGAGAAGGCAUUGCAGCAGCGGUACGAGAAGCAAGAAGCAAAGGCGAACCGCUCGGUGGCCGAGGUGCUGAAGGAGCGGUACACGCCAAUGGACCAGCGGGACAACACUGUGCUCAGAGGGCUGUGA